AUGAUAAUUGUAUAUAAUUAACGGAAAAAACGAUGGUGAAACGCAUUGGAAACCUUGGCGAUUUGGUGAGACGGUGAAAUCCGAACCCGCAUCCCAACAAAGUGAAGUUGGCGCAACGUUUUUCGCGAGUCAAGUGUGGGUCACAAUUCCUAAACUGAAUCAAUAUUCAAUAACCGGUUAUUCCAAUCCAAAUCCCAAUUCCUGAUUGUUAUCAUUUUUCAAGCAAGUGAGCCAAAGCUGCCAAGUUAACUUGGUUGCAUGCGAAGAACCAGAAAUAUGAGACCAAACAUCGUUUCCGAGGCAGGGUUGCCUACUAGGAUGAAUCAAUGGUGGGAAAGCAUUCCAUUUCUCACUUCUGCAGUGGUGGUUGUCUGUGGAAUCAUUUACUUGGUUUGUCUUUUGGUUGGAUACGAUUCCUUCGCCGAGGUUUGCUUCUUGCCGUCCGCAGUUGUAUCGCGGUUUCAAGUUUACAGGAUUUAUACCUCCAUUAUUUUCCAUGGUUCACUGCUUCAUGUUCUCUUCAACAUGAUGGCUUUAGUUCCCUUGGGCUCUGAGCUGGAGAGGAUCAUGGGCUCAGUUCGCUUGCUUUAUGUCACUAUUUUGUUGGCUACAAGCAAUGCCAUAUUCCAUCUUCUCAUAGCACUGCUGGUGGCACACAAUCCUUUUGUUACAUAUGAUGAUCUCAUGAAUCAGUGUGCAAUAGGCUUCUCAGGGGUUCUAUUUUCAAUGAUUGUUAUAGAAACAAGCUUGAGUGGAGUUCAAUCCAGGAGUGUGUUUGGAUUGUUUAAUGUGCCUGCCAAGUGGUAUGCAUUCUUUUUAUUGGUAGUGUUCCAGCUUCUCAUGCAAAAUGUCUCACUACUUGGACACCUUUGUGGCAUUUUAUCGGGGUUUGCUUAUACAUAUGGCUUGUUUAAUUUCCUCAUACCUGGGACAUCUUUUUAUUCUUCCAUUGAAGCCUCCUCAUGGCUAUCAUCAUGUGUGAGGCGUCCAAAAUUUAUUGUUUGCACCGGUGGAAAUCCUUCAGGUUAUAUUCCUACACAUACAAGCCAAAAUUCAACAACCAGUGGAUUACUUUCUGGAAAUAUUUGGAGGAACCUAUCAUCAUUGAUGCCUCAAAGGGAAGUGUCUACUCAGUCAACUGAGGGCAGUAGGUUCCCUGGGACGGGAAGGACCCUUGGCUCUGGUCAAGGUCAAAUGGGAUCUCAUCGGCAUUCAGAUUCAAACCUUCAAGCUAGACUUUUGGAGGAUAGCAGUCCCAAUAACCCUGUAGAUUCAUCCACUCGUAGUGCUACUCAACAGUUUUCAGAAGCAAGGCAUUCAGUUGAGAAUGUUGCCACAGCAACUGCAGGUGUUCCACAACAUCAGGGGGCAGUUGCUUCGGAAGAGGGGAUUAGAAAACUUGUAUCGAUGGGCUUUGAUAGGACGCAGGUGGAAGUGGCGUUGGCAGCUGCUGAUGGCAAUCUCAAUGUGGCAGUGGAAAUACUCAUGAGCCAGCAGGGUUGAAAAGUUUCUUUUGGAUUCUCGGAGACUUCCCUGACACAGUUAUUUGAGUGUUGCGCUUUGUUCUAUCACUGUCUGUGUUUAAUCUUGGACCCUACCACUAACAGUUCGCUGACACCUGAUACCCAUGCUAAAGCCAAUUAGCAGAAUUGAACAUAUGUAAAUGCUACAAGAAAUAUUAAGGAAUUCGAUGUUUUAUUGAGGACAUAGUGAACAUUUUGUUUCGCUAGAUAUUUUUUUCCCUUUCUCUUUUCCCUGUUCAACAUGUUUACAGAUAUAAAUAAAUAUAUACACAAUGCCUCUAA
This is a messenger RNA of Cajanus cajan (pigeon pea), 1805 nucleotides long. RefSeq names its product RHOMBOID-like protein 15 (gene RBL15). Gene Ontology annotation, molecular function: protein binding; serine-type endopeptidase activity. Gene Ontology annotation, cellular component: membrane. NCBI's taxonomy places the organism in Eukaryota, Viridiplantae, Streptophyta, Magnoliopsida, Fabales, Fabaceae. The record is from RefSeq and is a predicted model, not a curated record.